Condylostylus longicornis is the source of this 1452-nucleotide messenger RNA. RefSeq lists its product as uncharacterized. The transcript is spliced from 2 exons. The record is from RefSeq and is a predicted model, not a curated record. Bases 1 to 1452 code for a protein of 483 amino acids. Lineage: Eukaryota; Metazoa; Arthropoda; Insecta; Diptera; Dolichopodidae.
AUGCAACCACUACCGCAGAUUCAGAUGCCUCCUGCACAAUUUCAAGUUGACAGUGGCCGAAGCGUCAACCUCAAUCUUCAGCUCCCUAGCUGUUGCCACUGCUGCUGUUGCUCCAGUCACGGAUUGGCGCAUCAACGGAAACUUGGGGGCCAGGCGUGCUGCUUCUACCACUUGACGACGAGCAAGGGAAAGCAACUGGGGCGUCGGCCUUAUCCAUCAGGACCGCCACCACCUUGCGUCUUCUCCCCGUGUCUCACUCAACGUCAGCUGAAACUCCUUGGACAGCUAUUCCCAACAACUGAGCCUUCACCUAUCGCAGCUGCCUCUCCAACUUCUGUUCGCUCCAGGAGAGAAUCGUACCACCAGAGAGAAGGGUUUCCAGAAAACCAAGAACAACCGAGUGAUCAGCCGAUACCAACGGUAACUUUUCCACCGUCCCCAAUUCAACCAGCUGAACCUAGAAUCUUACAACCAUCGCACUUUCAACCACCAGCGUAUCAAGAGCCACAGCAAAUGGCCAACGAACCACGAACCCUGCCGGCGACCGUUUCUCCCCAGGAAACAAUUAGGACCCCGCCGGCGUCCGUUUCUCCCCAGGAAACAAUCAGGACCCCGCCGGCCGCCGUUCCUCCCCAGGAAACAAUCAGGACAAGAAGUCCACCAAUAAAGCCAAAGGAUCACCUGAGUACAGGAAGAAGACAAGCGGUUACCCAAAGAACAAACGCCACCCGAGAACGAUUGGAACACGAAGCAGCAGGAACAUUUUGGAAAGGAGAGACUCUUCUAAAGACUGCAGGGCCGUUGCCCACGCACAUCGCGUCCCCUGUGAUUGUCCGUUCUGACUCUCCUGCUGGGACGCAGCAGCGAACGCAACAGCAGAAGGAGCAGCAACAGCAGCACCAGCACGAGCAGCAUUACCAGCAGCAGCACCAGCACCAGCACGAGCAGCAGCAGCACCAGCACGAGCAGCACCAGCAGUACGAGCAGCACCAGCAGUACCAGCAGUACCAGCCACGCCAGCAGCAGCAACCGCAGCAGCAGCCGCAGCAGCAACCGCAGCAGCAGCCGCAGCAGCAACCACAGCAACAACAACACAUUGGGCAGGAAGAUACAGAAUACAAAAGGGAAGGCUGGCAUUUGCAGUUCCCCCAAAUCCAUCUGCCUCCAUCACAAGUGCUCACAGUCUGCGAGAAAUCGCCUUCUAGCUAUCAAUUCAGGCAAACGGCAAUUUCUGAAAUGGAGCCUCAAGAGGUUUCCAUCCAAGCUACUAAGAAACAAGUUUCAAGUACGCCAACCUAUCAUACAAUUGCCCCUAUCACCCAACAAACCGGAAUCGCUGGAAUUGGUGGACCGGUAGUGUAUCAACUUGACAAUCAAUUCCCUGGACUUUUGUUGAAAAACAAGUGCUGUGUAUGUGGAUGGUUCUGUGGGUGCCCACGAACAAACUAUUAA